Plasmodium vivax (malaria parasite P. vivax) is the source of this 666-nucleotide messenger RNA. RefSeq lists its product as hypothetical. Bases 1 to 666 code for a protein of 221 amino acids. The transcript has 3 exons. Lineage: Eukaryota; Apicomplexa; Aconoidasida; Haemosporida; Plasmodiidae. The record is from RefSeq and is a predicted model, not a curated record. Gene Ontology annotation, molecular function: protein binding.
AUGUUCCUGACGGAGGACCAGGACCCCGAGGAGCUGAAGAGGGAGGCCAACGCGAAAUGGGCGCAGGGCGAAGCGGAGGAGGCGAACGCCCUUUGGAGACAGGCGCUGAAGGAGUGCAUCAAAUAUUCCAUGAGGGGCUUCCCCACGAAGAAGAACAGGGACAUGCAGCUCUCCCUGCGCCUUAACAUAUCCCUUUACCACUUUAAAAAAGGAGAGUUCCACGAGUGUAUCAACCAGUGCGAAAUCAUUUUGGAGGGCGUGGCCGACCUGGACGCGGUGCUCAGUCGAUACGCGGCGGGGGUGGAAGCGACGGAAGCGGAGGUGACAAGAGUCGAAGCGACCCCCGUGACGUCCGUGCCAACCGAUGCAGAGGAGGACACACCCGCAGGGCCGCGCGAAGAGGACACGUGCAUGCUCAGGAGAGAGACACUGGUGAAGCUUUUUCUCCGACGGGCGUAUUCCUAUCUGAUGCUGCAGGAAUUCGACAAGUGCAGGGAGAACCUGCGGCUGGUAAAACGAAUCGACGAGGGGAAUGCCGAGGCGGUGAGUCUGGAGAGGAAGGAGCAAGUGGAGCGAGCCGAUUAUAAAAAAGUGCAAAGGCAGUUGUACCGGCGAAUGUGCAACGCGAGUGGGGCGCUGCACGGCUCCCAGGAGGAGGGCUGCUAG